AUGUCCCGCCUCGUUUGCCCGUCCGCCAAGCCGUCGUCGACGUCGUCUGCCACCCGUGCCACGCCAGCACUUCUCUUCUUGUUGCCGCCCGUCUCCAGACACACCACCGUACUCCUCGUGCUUCUUCUCGCUGUCAUGGAAGGUACUGUACACGCAAAGAGAGCAAUUGAGAGGUGUAGUGGGGGGAAUUAGACGAUCUAGGUUCAGAUGCCUAGCAAUCAAAACUUUCUGAAGAUCUCAUUUCUGAGCCGCUCAUUAGAAAGAAUCCUCCGUCCUCUAUGGCAAUUUCUCACCGCCACACCUUUAGGAGUUACAGGAGUGUCGGGCAUCGGCUGUUUCGUGUGCAGUUCGUUCGACGGCGAGAACAAAGGCUGCGAGGAUCCGUUCAACUCGACAAUGGACCUUUCCUCCCGGGACAGAGACGCUUCCUCGGUCGCCAACUACAACUACCCGUGUUGGGCGUACAAGAAGGGACGGCACGGACUGUUUCCGGCGGAUCACUGCAUCAAAAUUGUCGGAUAUCGGGGUGAGUUGGGAUUUUGAUUGGAUAGUAACAGAAUGAGGUUGAGUAGAAACUGAGGGACUUGGUCUCAUCGUUGAAUCAGUCUAAGUAUUGCUGAAACUACUCAAUACCAGGGCACUUAAUCGUUCCAAGUUAGGGUACUAAUUGUUGAAAUCAUUGUUUGCGGUCAUUAAACUGAUCUAAAUUGCAGCGGACAACGAGUCGAAAACGCUGGUGAUCCGAACGUGCGCUCUGGACUCGGGCACCCUCACGGCCGACACCGAAAUCGUUCGGAUAUCGCACUGCGGCAGUUUAAGUACGAAGGCCAUCAGUACAAAGGAUGUGUGCAGUCCUGUGACACGGACGGCUGCAAUUCCACCUCAACACACUCGUACCUCCUGCCCAUUUGCCUUCUUUUCGCCUUCGUUUUCACUUUGUUCUCCUAGCAUUCUAUUCCAUUCGGAAUCACUCGUUCCGAACUCUUUCCAUCCCUCCAGCUCUCCGCCCCGAUUCAUUCUCCUCCCAAUUACGAGUAACUUUCUUGACAAGCCACCAUUCUCAAUUCUAAAAAAAAACAUCAAAUAUUCUGAAAAGACAAUAAUAAGAACCGAUUGUUGUGAUGCUCCGUACUUUACCGCUUCCCUUUCUAAUCCCUCUUUUUCCUGUAACCUUUCUGCUCUUCCCGACGAGCUAGCAUGGAGUGCACGUUUCUUCUCACCCUCUUCAUUCCCCUGAUCUGACAAUAGACUCUUCCCCCCACUGUCACCGUUUUGUUUUCCACUUGGCAAUUGUGUUCAAUAAGGUUUCAGUACUUUCAUAAACUCUUCGUUUUACAAACAUUUCAAGUAAUGACCUGCGUCGGUAAACUUUCAAUUUAUCUUCUGUUGGAAGUUAAAGCUUCACAAUUUCCAGUGCUCCGUAGACUUUGCCGGUCUGUGGCAACACAUUUGACUCGGGCGUCUACCGCUGCAGUGUUCAUGAUGCAAACGACCUCUGAAUCCACCUUCAAAGUCCACACAUUCGAACACUUCUGAUUGGGAAAGAAACGCGACGGCAGGCCGACCACGUGCCCCCCAUUUUCUGGCGCCCGGAGUAAACAGGGCGGCGGUGCCCGUCGACCAGAGACCUCGUGUCAUGUGUUUUUGUUCUGUUUUCCUUCCCUCACCGCCAGUUCGUCUGCCGCCUCUACCGUCCUCGUGCUCUCCGUACUUGUUUUUGCCAUUUGCAUCGGCCGGCCGGCCUCAGCCCCUCAGCCAUUCCUCCAUUUUCCACUUUCUUGGUUCUCUCCUCUUUCUCUCCUGAAUAAAAUGUUGGUUGAGGAUUAACAAUAGAUGAUGGUAGUAAUCAUUAACUGUACGGCAAACAUUUUUUUAACGUUUCGGAAAUCAGUUCCACUCAAUUUCUUGUUACUAGCAGCUGAAUCCACUUGCUCGAAAUGUGUCUAGACUUUGCAAUUCAAGCACAAGAAUCCACGGUAAUACCUUUUUCUCUGAAUCCGAACACUACCAUACCUUUUUUCUAAUGCCAACUCCGAAUCACAAGCUUCCAGCAACAACCUCUGAAAUUCGACGAAAUGACCGCGUCUCUCAUCCAAAUGGCCAAUCAUCUGGACGCCUCGACGGAGCAAGUCUCCCUCAACUACGUCCUUCUCGGACGUCCGCAUCGCGACAAGACCCAAAGCCACCCGAGCUACAUGGAGAUGAUCAAGGGCGCAAUCCAAGCAAUCGACAACGGAAAGGGCAGCAGCAAGGCGGCGAUUCUCAAGUACAUCGCGCAGAAUUACCACGUCGGCGAGAACUUGCCAAAGGUUUGAGUUCAGACUGUGAAUGUGUGCUCGUCAACAGUAACUUAAUUUCAGGUGAACAGUCAUCUUCGCGCCGUUCUCAAGAAAGCGGUCGACAAUGGAGACAUUGAACAGGUGAGAAUUCAAUCUGUAAAGAGAUCCGUGGAGUACAGGCUGAACUGUGAAUGCACUUUUGUUUACCGGCGGCCCAUUUCCCUUAACGCCCUUUGCCUCUCCUCUUUUUAUCGGGUCUUUGUCUUCGCCCCGUCAACAUGUUUAUGCCUUCUUGCACAGCCGAAAUCGGCCAUUUACAGACUCGCGGACACGGUGCCACCGGGAGCUUCCGCAUGGGAAAAGAGCAAGAGAAGAUGCUGCAGGUGGGCAUUCCGAUCGCCACGCAGCCGAUGAUGCUGCUCAAGGAGGUCCGUCAAAGAUGGAGAACGUGUCGGUCAGUAAGGUAGGCGCGGGACUCUAGAGAGUUUGUUCCCGUUCUAAGAAACGUGGCAGGAGAGGAGACCGUAAUCGAAUGCUUCCAGAAAACCGACAAGAACCAGCCGUCGACCAGCGGUGGUCCGAUGAAGACCAAGAAGAAGUACACGAUGAAGAAGACCGGCGGCACGAUGGGAAAAAAGCGUUUGGCGAAGAACAAAAUGGCGCCGAAAGCCAAAAAGGGCGGAUUGAAGAAGGAGAAGCCGUCGGAGGUUCUGGAGCACAAGGGAACUGCGGGCCUGAAGCCGGAAGGUCCGGCCACCACUCGCAUGGCUCUCCGCACUGGAACUCGCAAAAGCUACUGCUAA
Messenger RNA from Caenorhabditis sp. 36 PRJEB53466, 3082 nucleotides. NCBI's taxonomy places the organism in Eukaryota, Metazoa, Nematoda, Chromadorea, Rhabditida, Rhabditidae. The record is from the annotation of a GenBank genome assembly.